AUGAAGUCCAACCUUCGAGAAUUUGCGCCAGUUCGGGAGAAGGAGGGCUCCGCAGUUGAAUUGGAUGUGCUCAUUAUCGGCGCUGGGUUCAGCGGCAUUUAUUGCCUGCAUGAGGUGCGAAAGCUAGGGCUUCGAAGCGCCAUUUUCGAAGCCGGGUCCGAUGUCGGGGGCACUUGGAGAUGGAACUGUUAUCCCGGCGCAGGAGUCGACUCCGAGGCGCCUGAGUAUCAGUUUUCUAUUCCGGAGACCUGGGCCCAUUGGAACUGGUCCACAAACUACCCAACAUACAAAGAAAUCCGCGCGUACCUUGACCAUGUCUCCCACGUUCUGGAUAUCCGCAAGGACUGUUUCUUCGGUGCUGUGGUCACCAAAGCCGAGUUUGACAUGCAAUCUGGGCGCUGGUCGGUGGAAACCCAAGAUGGUCCUCGGGCUACUGCCAAAUAUCUUAUCGUUGGAUCAGGAUUUGCUACAAAACGUUACGUCCCUGCUUGGCCAGGCAUCGAUUCAUUCAAGGGGGUUAUUCACCACUCUGCUUUUUGGCCCGAAGAUGCAGUGGAUGUCCGUGGGAAACGAUGUGCAGUGAUUGGCACUGGUGCUUCUGGUGUCCAGAUCACCCAAGCUCUGGGGCCUUUAGCUGGUUCGUUGAAGGUGUUUCAGCGCACGCCAAACCUGGCGAUCCCGAUGUACCGCCGGGAGUUGAGUGUCGAAGAGCAAGAGCGGAUUAAGCCAGUCUAUCCAGAGUUGUUCCGCCUGCGCGAGAAAUGCUUCGGUGGGUUUUUUUACACCUGGGCAGAAAAGGAAUUAAGUGAAGAUUCGGAGGAGGAGCGCGAAGCCUUUCUUGAAAGCCUUUGGACAGCUGGUGGGUUCCGAUACUGGCUGGGCACAUACAAGGAUGCACUGUUCAGUCCGCAAGCAAACCGAAUAAUAUACGAUUUUUGGGCACGGAAAGUGCGUGCAAGGAUUCAUAACCCCAGUGUGCGAGAUCUUCUCGCACCAGAAGAACCCCCCCAUGCGUUCGGGAUUAAGAGGCCGUGUCUCGAGGUCAACUACUACGAGCAGUUCAACCGUUCAAAUGUUCAGCUCAUUGACAUCCGUGAAAACCCUAUUGCCAGCGUCACUGAAACAGGGUUGAAGCUUGCAGACGGCACUCAGCACGAGCUUGAUGUAAUCUGCGUUGCCACGGGAUUCGACUCCUCAACCGGUGGGAUUAUGGACAUGGGUUUACGCAGCGUACAUGGUAAGACUUUAAAAGAAGAAUGGAAGGAUUCUGUUUAUACCCAUCUUGGAAUGACAAUCAGUGGGUAUCCAAAUUUAUUCUACACCUACGGCCCGCAUGCACCAACGGCAUUCUGUAACGGGCCGACAGGAGUUGAAGUUCAAGGACGCUGGGUCGUUGAUGCAAUCAAGUUGAUGGAAAGACGAGGGAUUAAAUACAUCGAUCCCACUCCAGAAGCAUCGCGUGCUUGGAAACACCGCAUUGACGAGUUAUCAAAUCGGACCCUACUGCCCACUGUCUGCUCCACCUAUAUGGGAGGUACAAUUCCGGGGAAGCCAUUCGAACAGCUGAACUACACCGGUGGUCUGCCAGCGUACACAGAUGAGAUUCGACAAGCACUUCCUGGGUUUCGAGGUUUCGAGGUCUCCAUGCACGAGGAACGUUAA
This is a messenger RNA of Aspergillus ochraceoroseus IBT 24754, 1662 nucleotides long. Its product is annotated as flavin-containing monooxygenase. Gene Ontology annotation, molecular function: NADP binding; flavin adenine dinucleotide binding; N,N-dimethylaniline monooxygenase activity. Lineage: Eukaryota; Fungi; Ascomycota; Eurotiomycetes; Eurotiales; Aspergillaceae. The record is from RefSeq and is a predicted model, not a curated record. The transcript has a single exon. The coding region runs from base 1 to 1662 and encodes 553 amino acids.